Ceratitis capitata (Mediterranean fruit fly) is the source of this 2823-nucleotide messenger RNA. RefSeq names its product polycomb protein PHO. The record is from RefSeq and is a predicted model, not a curated record. NCBI's taxonomy places the organism in Eukaryota, Metazoa, Arthropoda, Insecta, Diptera, Tephritidae. Gene Ontology annotation, cellular component: transcription regulator complex; PcG protein complex. Gene Ontology annotation, molecular function: DNA-binding transcription factor activity, RNA polymerase II-specific; RNA polymerase II cis-regulatory region sequence-specific DNA binding. Gene Ontology annotation, biological process: regulation of transcription by RNA polymerase II.
CAAUGGCAACCAAAGGUAUGGAGAUCAAUUAAUAUUAUUCUAAAACAAUUACUCAGGAAUUUAAAAUUUCAAAAUCAACGGAAAAAUAUUAGAUCGGAAAACAAAUAUACAUAUAAGGCGUAUGAAUUCUGGAAGGAAAAAAUGAUAAACGAAGUUAUUAUUGCUUGAAAAUCUAAAAUUUUACUAUAUAUCAAGCGCUAUUAUUACCAUUGCAAAAAACGAAAUACAUAGUUUCUAUCAAAAAAUGUCUCAGUCAAAUAUAUUAUGUGAUAUAGAACCAGCGGAUUCAAUGGAGGAAGUUAUUGAAACUGAGCACUUUACUAACAUGAACGUAGCAACGGUUAGUGUAAGAUAUCCACAGUUUGGCAUUUUAGUCAGAGAUGAUCGAUACGAAGAUGGUUCUUCUUCAAGAAAUGAAGGUCCUGAAGAAAUGGUGAUGAGAAACAUUGAUGACGUAUUUAAAAAUGAAGACUUAGUGAUGCAUUCGGAUACUCACCCGCCCAGCCAUAAGGAAAUUAAAGCCGAGAAUGACAGGGAUUAUUUCUUGUAUGCUAGUAAGCAUUCUUUUAACAGCGAUCUCUAUGUGGAAUCAACCAUACCGAUGAACGAAACUUCCAAUAUAUUAACAUCGACGAGGAAGAGAGGAACAGGUGGCAAGCAAUGGAGUCACGUUUCUACUACCAAGACCUUGAAUGCGAAUGUGGUUGAGCAUAUGGAAAAUAUUACCGUAAAUGUUAAUGAUGCUCAUCUCAGUGCGGAACUCAGCAAUAAUAUGUUAGCCUUUAACAAUCAACGUAAUCAUAGACAAAAAUACAUAAACAAAUCCGAAUCACCACAAUUACAUUCGGCCAGCGGACGAAAUGCGAAUGUAAAUAAUGCUAUUUGCUUUAAGUCGGUAGAGCUCAUAGAAGAACCAGUCAAACCGCGUCGCUGGGAGCAAAAACAGGUACAAAUAAAAACCAUGGAAGGUGAAUUUAGUGUGACUAUGUGGGCUUCCGGGAACUCUGACGAUGAGAAUUCAAAUCCAGAAAAUGGAACAGACUAUCCAGAUUUUAUAUCUAGUGAAGAACGAGGUGUAGAAGAAGAAUGCAAUAUUACCGACUCUGUACAAAGGUUUGUGCCUACUGUCGAAUCUAGUGAAUUUCAACAGGAACACUUGUUGCAUAGGCAACUAAUCCUGGAGCAACAGGAAACUCACCCCUCACAAGUUUUGGGGCAAAAUGCCAUCGAUACUGGAGAAUCGACCACUAUCGAAUCAGAUUGCGGUUCUGCUAUGCCCGCAAUAAUAAAUAUAAAUAUAUCUAAUCAUCCGCAUAUGUCAGAGUUUGCAGGACCAAGAACUAUGGACAAUAAAUUAAAGCUUAAAAAGACUGUAUCUAAUAACAAAACAGACACUUUUACCACAUCAGAAGAAAAUAAUGCCAAAAAUGCGGGUUUGCCUGUUUCACGCUCUGCUUUAUUGACUGCUCCACUUAUUCACCCUGCCAAUACUGCUGUGAUUGCGAUGACUAGUAUGGAUGACGGUAGCGUAUCAGCAACAGCCUUACCAGUUGGUGUUGUAUUGCAACAAAAUUCGCAAACUAUUUCUACCUCACCACCCCCCUUAAGUUAUAGUAACAAGAUCAACACUGUACCCACAGAAGGAAACUGCAAUGGGCCUGGAGAAAAACGGAUUGCGUGCCCUCAAAAAGGAUGUUACAAAUUUUUUCGUGAUAAUUCCGCGAUGCGUAAGCAUUUGCAUACUCAUGGGCCGCGUGUUCAUGUUUGUGCUGAAUGCGGAAAAGCUUUUGUAGAAAGUUCAAAAUUAAAGCGUCACCAGUUGGUACAUACUGGAGAAAAACCAUUUCAAUGUACUUUUGAAGGUUGUGGAAAACGGUUUUCUUUGGACUUUAAUUUAAGAACGCAUGUGCGGAUUCAUACUGGCGAUCGACCAUAUGUUUGUCCAUUCGAUGGUUGCAACAAAAAGUUUGCUCAAUCAACAAACUUGAAAUCACAUAUAUUAACACAUGCCAAAACAAAACGAAAUUCACUAGGUUGCAGCCGGAGCAAUAUUAAUAACGAUUCCAGCAGUCCGCUGCAAAUAGCGACCCAAAAUCUUAUAAAAAUUGAACUAAAUGAGGUUGAUUCCAACUCCUCUUACGUUGUAUACACGGAUUAAGAAAUAUUUUCAUUAUCAGAAAACUAAGCAUGGAUACAAAUUAUAGUUUUGCUUCUUGACACACUUCUCAGAGAGUACCAAAAAUGUUAAAACUUCCCUGUUAGUUUCAUGUUUUAGCAUAACGUUAAAGGUAUGAAAGAUUCUUUAAAAGGUUUAUUUUAAUUUUUUCUGCAAUGCUUUUAUAUGAAAAUUACAAUCUUAAUAAGAAGUUUCAACUGCUCGGUCAUGACUUUUUAAAUGUCGCAUUUACUACAUCAUUAGAUUAGGUAUUUGGGAUUAUAAAUUUAAAAGAAAAUUCUGAGUAGUUAUGAAAAAAAGAUCACUAUGUUUGUGCAAAAAUAGUUCCCCGAAACGCAAACAAAAGAAUAAAAAAGAUUUCGGCGUUUACUCAGUUGUGUUUAUCGAGAUAUAUGUCAAACGUAUGUUAUGUUAAAGAUGUCAGCUCCAUAAAUGUAUUUGAAUAUUUAAUUUUAAAAUUUCUUUCAAAUUUUGUUUGAGACACAAAUACGUUAUACAAGUAUUUUUCUUCAAUACUAUUCUGAAUAUUCCUACAGAUUUUCUAAUGAACUGAAAAACAUUAUUUUCCUUUUUGAUUAACAUGAAUUAUACAACAAAUGAGAAAAAUAAAUAUUGAACAUUCUAAAAAUAUAGCUUUUUAAAAGACG